Messenger RNA from Oncorhynchus gorbuscha (pink salmon), 1565 nucleotides. Its product is annotated as transcription elongation factor A protein 2-like. Gene Ontology annotation, biological process: transcription elongation by RNA polymerase II; DNA-templated transcription. Gene Ontology annotation, cellular component: nucleus. The coding region runs from base 147 to 1046 and encodes 299 amino acids. The record is from RefSeq and is a predicted model, not a curated record. Gene Ontology annotation, molecular function: nucleic acid binding; zinc ion binding. Lineage: Eukaryota; Metazoa; Chordata; Actinopteri; Salmoniformes; Salmonidae. The transcript is spliced from 10 exons.
AGGAACCCGCGCGCCGUGAGGAAACAAGUGGAUGGGUUGGGGACUGUGAGGGUAAGGAAAGAGACGAUAGAGGGUUUUUUCCAACAUAAAUGGAGGUUCAUCCGUAACGGGAGAGAAGAGCAGCUACAAAAAAAAAUACAAGUAAAAUGGCGAAAGACCACGAGGUCGAACGCAUUGCUAAAAAGCUGGACAAAAUGGUGCACAAGAAAAACACGGACGGUGCCAUAUAUCUGCUGAGGGAGUUGAAGAUCAUUAACAUGUCUCUGGAGACUCUACAGUCCACCAGGAUCGGUAUGUCAGUGAACGCUGUGAGGAAGCAGAGUUCAGAGGAAGAGGUCCAGACCCUGGCCAAGUCACUCAUCAAGUCCUGGAAGAAACUACUGGACGGUUCUGAGGGGAAGGCUGUGGAGGAGAAGAGGAGGGAAGGCUCUCCUCUGAGGUCAUCUUCGUCCAAGGACAGUCCUGGAUCCAGCGACCGCAGUAAGAAACAAGAACUGCCGGAGCCCCCGAAGACCCCCACCACACCUACAACCCCCACCACCCUGAAGUUCACCUCCUUCCCUCCCACUCCCGUCACCACUGACAGCGUCACCAAGUGCCGAAGCUAUGACUACAAGCCCAUUGGAGCAGACACUGACAAUUUGGCUGCUCAGAUUGAGGACUGUAUCUACCAGGAGUUUAAGUCCACAGACCAGAAGUACAAGUCCAGACUGAGGAGCCGUAUCUCCAACCUGAAGGACCAGAAGAACCCGGACCUCCGACGCAACGUCCUCGCUGGAAACAUCUCUGCUGACCGUAUCGCUAACAUGGCUGCUGAGGAGAUGGCGAGCGCGGAGCUGAAAGAGAUGAGGAAGACGUUGACCAAGGACGCCAUCAGAGAGCACCAGCUGUCUAAAGUGGGCGGGACCGAGACUGACAUGUUUCAAUGUGGAAAAUGCAGGGGCAAGAACUGCACCUACACACAGGUGCAGACGCGCAGUGCUGACGAACCCAUGACUACAUUCGUACUGUGCAACGGCUGUGGCAAUCGCUGGAAGUUCUGUUAAGGAGAAGAUGAUGAUUUGCUACAAGAUGAGCUGACACGGAUAACGAAGAACCGGGACCUAUUUUGUUACAACUGCAAAUCGUUUUUUUCUUUUCCUACUUUUGUUGUUUUCAUUUUGUACCUCAUAAAUCUGGAAUAUAUUUUGAGAAAAUGUCUAUCAUAUGGAGCUAGUCUAGUAUUUUAAUUUCUAUGAUAUAUAGCUAGUCUAGUAUUUUAAUUUCUAUGAUAUGGAGCUAGUCUAGUAUUUUAAUUUCUAUGAUAUGGAGCUCGUCUAGUAUUUUAAUUUCUAUGAUAUGGAGCUAGUCUAGUAUUUUAAUUUCUAUGAUAUGGAGCUAGUCUAGUAUUUUAAUUUCUAUGAUAUGGAGCUAGUCUAGUAUUUUAAUUUCUAUGAUAUGGAGCUCGUCUGGGUAUCUUCUGUUUCUGCUCUCUUACCAACCUCUUAUUGAAUGUCAUGUUUGGCUUGACAACGAGUUGACAAGAGCACCAACCGAUCUCGGAAUCCGAUCUCAGAAACCGAUCU